GUGUAUUAUUUGUGUUUAAAAUACCCUUUUUUUUUAAACUAGACAUAAUGAAGUAAAUUUGCAAACACAGUUUAGUUGUCAUGAUUUGGAAGCGUAUUCCUCGUAAUAGUUGGUGGUAGUCAUGUCAGAUUGUGCGCUGGUAGCCAGUGUAUGUGAACACGAUGCUAGCAUGGACGUGGGAAACGAUAAAUCCCUAUUCGAACCUCCUGCUAGUAUGAUGGUAAAUGACUACGAAGACGACGAGAGAACAUUAGACGAGGAAGAAGCUUUGGCGGCAGGUGAGCACCAGGACCCUAAAGCGGAACUUAAUAGUCUGCAACGGGAAGGUGAUAUGCCUCUAGAGGAAUUACUCGCUUUGUAUGGUUACAAUAGAAAUAUGGAUAAACCAAUCCCAGAACAACCACCAGAAGUGGUGCCAGAGGAGAGUGAGAAAACUGAAUCUGCUUUACAGCAGCUAUAUAGUGAGACUGCCAGUCCCGAAGCCACACGUUGCUUACGGUCGGGCUCUAGACCGCCCUCUGAAGAAGAAGAUGAUUAUGAUUACAGUCCUGACGAGGAUGAUUGGAAAAAGACAAUUAUGGUAGGUAGUGAUUACCAAGCAGGUAUACCAGAAGGUUUAUGUAGUUAUGACGAUGCCCUGCCUUAUGAAAACGAAGAUAAAUUAUUGUGGAACCCUAGUGUUCUAGAUGAAAAAGUAAUUGAGGAAUACAUGCGGACAAUUUGUGCUAUGAAUUCUACCACAGGUAUUGAUGCAUUGCCCAAAGGCAAGCAACUUAGGGACGAUGAGGAAGCACUCUUCCUGUUACAACAAUGCGGGCAUAAUAUAGAGGAGGCAUUGAGAAGACGGAGAAUUUCUGCUCAAACACCAGCACAUGCUAGUGUUUGGUCGGAGGAAGAGUGCAGAAACUUUGAAAAUGGAAUUAAAGUACACGGUAAAGAUUUCCACCUCAUUCGCCAACAAAAAGUACGUACAAGGUCUGUAGGCGAGUUAGUACAGUUCUACUAUAUUUGGAAAAAGACAGAGAGACAUGAUAUUUUUGCAAACAAGACUAGAUUAGAAAAGAAAAAGUACACCUUGCACCCCGGUCAUACAGAUUAUAUGGAUAGAUUCUUAGAGGAACAGGAGGCCACUGGGCCUAGUGUGGUAAGACCAGUGUCACCUUCACAAAUGAUGGUGUACGUGCCUUCACCGGCCACACAACCUGAUCCCUUAGCCUUAGGUGAAAAAGAGGUUUUUUCACAAAUGAAUGCUCACACAACACCACCAAGGACACAUUCUGCUGAUGAUCCUGAACCAGACUUGGUUUCCUAAUACAUGUAUAUUUGGCUAUGCCAUUAUAACAUGUUGUGUAGAAUGCACUGUUUAUGAUAAUAUAUCUACUGCAGUCUACUGAUCCCUUAUUCAUAGAUUCCUUUAUUAUCACAAUGCUAUCAUAAUAUUAAGAUUACAUUUUUGUGUUUUGUAUAACGACAGUACAAUGUAAAUAUUAAAU
Messenger RNA from Pararge aegeria (speckled wood butterfly), 1493 nucleotides. Its product is annotated as mesoderm induction early response protein 1. The coding region runs from base 122 to 1312 and encodes 396 amino acids. The record is from RefSeq and is a predicted model, not a curated record. Gene Ontology annotation, biological process: negative regulation of transcription by RNA polymerase II. Gene Ontology annotation, cellular component: nucleoplasm. Gene Ontology annotation, molecular function: transcription corepressor activity; histone deacetylase binding. The transcript has a single exon. NCBI's taxonomy places the organism in Eukaryota, Metazoa, Arthropoda, Insecta, Lepidoptera, Nymphalidae.